Messenger RNA from Otolemur garnettii (small-eared galago), 2043 nucleotides. Its product is annotated as inhibitor of carbonic anhydrase. The transcript is spliced from 13 exons. Gene Ontology annotation, biological process: iron ion transport; antibacterial humoral response. The record is from RefSeq and is a predicted model, not a curated record. Lineage: Eukaryota; Metazoa; Chordata; Mammalia; Primates; Galagidae. Gene Ontology annotation, cellular component: recycling endosome; early endosome; extracellular region. Bases 56 to 1801 code for a protein of 581 amino acids.
UGGGGGAGGGUUGGAGGGUGUGGCGAGGCGGUUCAGCCUGGACAGGCGAACUCUUAUGAGGAUCCAACACUCAGGUAAAGCCGGACCACGCGCUGGAGCAGGGAGAAUGAAGCUUGCCAUCUGUACCCUGUUGUACGCCGGGACUCUGGGGCUGUGCCUGGCUGUCCCUGAGAAAACUGUGAGAUGGUGCGCUGUGUCAGAUCAUGAGGCAGCUAAGUGCUCUGGUUUCCAAGACAAUAUGAAAAAAGUUUUUCCAGAAGAUGGUCCCCUUGUCACCUGUGUCAAGAGAACCUCUUACCUGGAAUGCAUCAGGGCCAUUUCAGCAAAUGAAGCAGAUGCUGUGACCCUUGAUGGAGGUUUGGUGUUCGAGGCAGGCCUGGCCCCCUACAACUUGAAGCCCAUCCUGGCGGAAUUCUAUGGGUCAAAAGAUGAUGCACAAACCUACCACUAUGUCGUUGCUGUGGUGAAGAAGGGCACCAACUUCCAGCUGAGCCAGCUCCGAGGCAAGAAGUCCUGUCACACGGGCCUGGGCUGGUCUGCUGGGUGGAACACCCCCAUCAGGACACUGCUUCCCUCGGGCUCUCUUGAAGCAGCAGUGGCCAAGUUCUUCUCCAGCAGCUGCGUCCCCUGUGCGGAUAAGAAGAAGUUCCCCAGCCUGUGUCAACUGUGUGCCGGGAAAGGGACAGACAAGUGUGCCUGCUCCUCCCGUGAACCGUACUUUGGCUACUCAGGCGCCUUCAAGUGUCUGAAGGAUGGUGUGGGGGACGUGUGCUUCGUGAGGCACCUGACAGUGUUUGAGAACCUGGCACUCAAGGCUGACAGGGACCAGUAUGAGCUGCUCUGCCUGGACAACACCCGGAAGCCAGUGGAUGAAUACAAGAACUGCCACUUGGCCAAGGUCCCUUCUCAUGCUGUUGUGGCUCGAAGUGUGGACGGCAGGGAGGACUUGAUCUGGGAGCUUCUCACCCGGGCCCAGGAACGUUUUGGAAAGGACAAGUCAGCAGAAUUUCAGCUCUUUGGGUCUCCUCUUGGGAAAGAUCUGCUAUUUACUGAUGCUUCCCAUGGCUUGGUAAAGGUCCCACCCAGGAUGGAUGCCAGGUUGUACCUAGGAUAUGAGCAUUUUCCUGAAACUCAGUGUCUACACACAGAUUCCCACAAGGUGCGGUGGUGCGCAGUGGGCCAUCAGGAGAAGGCCAAGUGUGACAACUGGAGUGCGGUGAGCGGUGGUGCCCUAGAGUGCACCCUGGAGGAGAGUUCUGAGGACUGCAUUGCUGCCAUCACGAUAGGAGAAGCUGAUGCCGUGAGCUUAGAUGGAGGAUUCAUCUACACGGCAGGCAAGUGUGGUUUGGUGCCUGUCCUGGCAGAGAACUAUGAGCCUACACAUGGCGGCGAGAAGCGUGGGUCUAGUUGUGUGAAUACACCCGUGGAAGGUUAUUAUGUCGUGGCUGUGGUUAAGAAGUCAGAAGCUGAUGUCACCUGGAACUCCCUUCGAGGCAAGAGGUCCUGCCACACUGCAGUUGGCACUUCAGCAGGCUGGAACAUCCCCAUGGGUUUAAUAUACAAUCAAACCGGCUCCUGUAAAUUUGAUGAGUUCUUCAGUAGAGGCUGUGCCCCUGGGUCUAACCCGGACUCCCCUCUCUGUGCUCUGUGCGGCGGUGGCAGCAGCCCGGCACACAUGUGUACCCCUAGCAGCCACGAGAGGUACUACGGCUCCAGUGGGGCUUUCAGGCAAGUGGUUUCUCUUUGCACCAACCCAGUGAACUUCUUGUUCUCUCUCUUUUUCUAUCAUCCCAGCAGUUGACUGCUACAUUUAGAAAGAGCCAGCAUUAGGAACCCAGAACUACUGCAAAUUUCAAGUAGCCCCACUACUUGGACUCAAGUCCAGCAUUCUCCUGCAGACCCAGAUGACUCAUUUUUAGGGCACAAGAAUGAUGGCUGCAGAGUCACAGGCAUAGUCCUACAUUUGCCACUUCAUUCUGAGUGAUUGUGGACAAGUCAUGAAAUUCAUCAGAGGCUCUGUUUAAAGUCACAAGAGGGAUACCA